This is a messenger RNA of Clavispora lusitaniae ATCC 42720, 702 nucleotides long. RefSeq names its product rRNA-binding ribosome biosynthesis protein (gene NOP15). Lineage: Eukaryota; Fungi; Ascomycota; Pichiomycetes; Serinales; Metschnikowiaceae. Gene Ontology annotation, biological process: maturation of LSU-rRNA from tricistronic rRNA transcript (SSU-rRNA, 5.8S rRNA, LSU-rRNA). Gene Ontology annotation, molecular function: RNA binding. Gene Ontology annotation, cellular component: nucleolus. The record is from RefSeq and is a predicted model, not a curated record.
AUGGCUAAAAAGACAAGCAGAUCCAACCAGCCAGCACCUUCAAAGGGCCAAAAUAGCAAAGCGCAAGAAAAAGAAACACAAGAAGAAGCCUUGCAUUUGAAUGACGUUUCCGACUCUUCUUCUGAGGAAGAAUUGUCCAGUGAUGAUGAAAUAGAAAUGGAAGGUCUUGAACACACCACCACCAAUGUUAAAGCUUCCAAAAAGGGUCACACAGUCAACCUUACGAAGGCCGAAGCCGAUGCGCCAUCGAAGAGCUCAAAGAAAAGAGGUGUCAUCUACAUUGGAAGACUUCCUAAGCUGUUCCAAGAAUACGAAUUGAAGAAGUACUUCUCUCAAUUUGGCGACAUUUUGAAGGUGAGAGUUUCCAGAAACAAGAAAACAGGAGCUUCUAGACAUUAUGGUUUCAUCGAGUUCAAAGAUUACGAAGUGGCUAAGGUCGCUGCUGACACCAUGAACAAUUACCUUUUAGUGGGACACUUGUUGAAGGUCCAUGUUAUCGAAAACCCAAGUGAUAACUUGUUCUCUAAAAAAAUGAAGAGCAAUUUCAGGGAAUUUGACUGGAGAGCUAAGGAGUAUGCAGAGUUCCACCAACCUAAGCCUUUGGAGGAAUGGAAAAAGUUGCAAGCUGAGUUUGAGCAGAAAAAGGAAGAAAAAUUCGCCGAAUUGAAAACCCUAGGCUUCGAUUAUGCACUCGAAGCAUAG